AUGGAGUACCUCGUCCGCUUCUCGCAGGCCCACGAGUCCUUCCGGCUCCCGGAGUUGCAGGCCCUCGCCGACCUGGAGGGGAUCGACAUGAAGGUGGUCGAGUACAGCCCUGAUUCUCCCUUCUGCAUAAUUACCCUCCCGUCCCCUUCCCUCGCCCCGCGUCUCAUCGCCCGCUCCCUUCUCACACAAUCGAUCCAUCUCCUCCUUGCCUCGGCGCCCUCUCACGAAGCCAUCCACGAGGCCCUCAGGCCAUCCGUUAACUCCCCGACGCCGACCUCCUUCGACUGGUCUUCCGUCUCGGCAUCCUCCUUCAAGUUCUCCCUUGAUACCUACCAGACCUCCCGCCCGCACGCCGAGUUCGUCGCCCUCAUCAACGCGUUCCGCUACCUGCCCCUCCGCGGGCCCAUCAACCUCAAGACGCCCGACAUCGAGCUCACAAUCUUCGAGGACUGGGACCUCCACGGCCCGGCCCCGAAGCGCGUCCACUUCGGCCGUCACCUCGCCUCCGGCGCCCGCCACCUGUCCCUCACCUACGACCUCAAGAAGCGGGGGUACAUCAGCACCACCUCCAUGGACUCGGAGCUCGCCCUUGUCACCGCGAACCUCGCCCACGCCGCGCCCGGCAGGCUCUUCUACGACCCCUUCGUCGGCACGGGCUCCUUCCCCAUCGCCUGCGCCCACUUCGGCGCCCUCGGCUUCGGCAGCGACAUCGACGGCCGCAGCAUCCGCGGCGCCGGCGGGGACCGCAGCGUCAGGGGCAACUUUGCGCAGUACGGCCUGCUGGAUCGCGUUGGUGAGUUCUGGACCGCCGACCUGACCAACACUCCCGUCAGGAAAACCCGGUGGCUCGACGGCAUUGUGUGCGAUCCGCCGUACGGCGUGAGGGAGGGUCUGCGCGUGUUGGGGUGCCGGGACCCGGAAAAGACGCCGUGGGUCGUCGAGGCCGGGAAGCAGCGGUACAAAUCGGGAGACUUCAUCGCCCCGAAGAAGCCGUACAGCUUUCUCGUCAUGCUCGACGACAUCCUCCAGUUCGCCUCCGACACCCUCGUCGACGGCGGCCGCCUCUCCUUCUGGAUGCCCACCGCCAACGACGAGGACCAGGAGAUCCCCACGCCGCAACACCCUCGCCUCGAGAUCGUCGUCACGUGUGUGCAGCCCUUCAACAAAUGGUCUCGGAGACUCAUCACAUACCGGCGCAUCCCCGACAGCCAGGUUGAUCCGGAGAAGCUGGCCGCCUAUAAGCGUACAUUCGUGGCGGGAACAACAGCGGAUGAGCUGAACCCUUUCCGAAAGGGUUACUUCACCAAGUUCGAAAAAGAGGAAGCCUAG
Molecule: messenger RNA, 1329 nt
Organism: Colletotrichum higginsianum IMI 349063
Lineage: Eukaryota; Fungi; Ascomycota; Sordariomycetes; Glomerellales; Glomerellaceae
Product: RNA methylase family protein
Exons: 4
Coding region: 1-1329 (442 amino acids)
Biological process (GO): methylation
Cellular component (GO): cytoplasm
Molecular function (GO): nucleic acid binding
Source: RefSeq, a predicted model, not a curated record